Annulohypoxylon maeteangense is the source of this 927-nucleotide messenger RNA. Its product is annotated as short-chain dehydrogenase. NCBI's taxonomy places the organism in Eukaryota, Fungi, Ascomycota, Sordariomycetes, Xylariales, Hypoxylaceae. The record is from RefSeq and is a predicted model, not a curated record. The coding region runs from base 1 to 927 and encodes 308 amino acids. The transcript has 3 exons.
AUGGACUCGCCCAAUACUAAGCCGUACAAUUUACCCUCAGAUGCUGUCUGGUUCGUUACCGGCUGCUCGUCGGGAAUCGGUCAAGCUCUGGCUAAACUUGUCGCUUCAACGCCCAACCGAGUAGUAGCAACUGCACGCAAAGCAGCGUCGUUGUCGUCCAUUCCCACCAACGACCGCGUCCUGAAGCUGGAGCUAGAUGUGGCUAAUAUUAGCUCUAUCAAUGCCGCAAUCCAGGCUACUCUGGACAGAUUCGGUCGCAUCGAUGUCCUUGUCAACAACGCUGGUUAUACGCUCGCCGGGGAGGCCGAAGCCACGGGAGACGCGGAGGCUCGGGAUGUAUUUGAUACCAACUUCUGGGGAAUGGUGAAUAUAUCAAAGAGGUGCUUGCAAAUCAUGAGAGAGGAGAAUGCCAAGAAUGGCCAGCAAGGCGGCGUGAUCAUGAACGUGACUUCUGUGGGAGGUUACAUUGGCUUCCCAGGACAGGCUUUUUACCAUGCCAGCAAGUUUGCCGUGGAAGGGUGGACCGAGGCAGUAGCAAAGGAGGUACCCUCGACGUGGAACAUUCAUUUAUGCAACAUCGAACCCGGCGGCGUGAAGACCAAUUACGCAACCUCGUCCUUGAAGAAGACGGCCGUACGGCACAAGGCCUAUUCCGAUCCCAACUUCCCCGCGAACAUGAUGCUUGCACACAUCGGCAGCGAGCAAGGCCGUGCUUUGUGGGCCGAACCGAGCGCUAUAGCCGCGGCUAUGUACCACGUUGUCAGUCGCAGAAAGCGAAUUCCGAUUCGGGUUCCCUUAGGAGCUGAUUCUUGGGGGUUGAUCGACGGGGACCUUAAGAAUACUAAAGGUGAUUUGGACGAGAUCAAAGAUAUCAGCUACUCUGUGGGUGACCCGAAGCAAUUAGAGUCUAUUCACUUUUUGAAGUAG